AUGAAUAAAAAAAUUUUCGCAAUCGCUAUUAUCUUUAUCAGCUUUUCUUUAAUCGUUAACGCGGGUCCCCUAGCAUACGGCGCGUGUCAGACUUUAUGUAAUAUUGGUUGGGUUUCAUGUUACGCUGCCUUUGGCUACGUUGCCGGAACGGUCACCGCGGGUGCAGGUACACCUCUCGUUAUACUCGGAUGUAAUGCUGCGCAAGGUGCUUGUAUGGUACUUUGUGCACCUCUGUUAGUAGCUCCUACUCCCUAG
Molecule: messenger RNA, 255 nt
Organism: Dentiscutata heterogama
Lineage: Eukaryota; Fungi; Glomeromycota; Glomeromycetes; Diversisporales; Gigasporaceae
Source: the annotation of a GenBank genome assembly